AUGUACAGGCUGGGAAAAUACAUGGAGACGUAUUUCAAAGAAGCUUCAUGGAAUACACAUUCUGCCAGUACCAGUGUGAAGAAAUGGCCAGUGUCAGAGGAACCCUAUUUUGAUGGCACCUUCAUUGCCAAGGACACUGAUGUACACCAUUUUGUUGAUGAGAUCAGGAGUAAAAUGAAAAGUACUGCCGGCAAAGGGAUCUGUGGAGCCAGUCAGUGGUCUGCUGCACGUGAAACAGCCAGAAAAGCAAGCAAACUGGAUGAAGAGGGCCUUGAGGUGGUUGUUUGCAGACACGGAGUGCUACUCAAGGCUCUUAACAUGUACAGGGGGGAAAUAUUUGCUUAUCCGCUUUACCUGCAGAAGGAGCUCCAAGCAGCCACAAACGGGCAGUUCUAUUGCACAGAUAUUGCUUGCAAGUAUUGGCCUUAUCUUGAGAAGUUGGCAGUCUCCAUGUUGGAACUCAGACCUUUACUGCAGAUGAGACCAUUCCUUUCUGUCAUGCAUGCCAAGGCUCAUUCAACCAAGUGUGAGAUAAUCUGGAGUGGCAAAAAUCAGGAAGGUGCUGGCACAACUGCAGUGGAGGAGGUCGAAAUGGUAAACAGCUACCUGUCUCGUUGUGCCCUCACAACCAAGUACAUGACAAAAUCUGCCAGAAAUGACAUGCUAACGGUCCAUGCAAUUGGAUGGAACCGACGGAAGCAGGAAGGCCUUCAUCUUGCACUAUCCAGCAGAUACAUCAAGACAUUCAAAAAGGCUGAGGCUGAGUCUCAGAGACUGGAGAAUUUGAGCAGUGAGCUGGGGUGUCCUGAGAACAUCGUGCAUCAGUGGGUAGAUGAUGUCAGACAAUGGGCUACUGACGGUACCAGAUGUGAUGACCAAUAUGAACGUCAGAAAUCUAUUGAACAAAUGUUUCUUGGUGUUCAUCAAAAAAAAGCCAGCCUUUAUAAUCAGACUGACAGCAACAAAGUUUGACACUUGCGUCGAAGAAAAUUGUGGGAAGAGAAGAGAAAACUCUUGGAAACAAUCAAGCUCUACAAUGAGCAGGUGGCAGAUGAGGAGCGCAUCGUUGAAGAGAAGGUGGAGAGCGGGCUCUCUGUGGGGGGAGGAGACAGUCUAAUAUGGCCUUGGGAAGUGCACAGCAGUGAAUCCAGCAACAUUCUCACAAAAAAGAAGAUUUUUGAUGUGCACAUGUCAAAAGUGCGCCUUCAAGAGGAAAAGAUCAUUGUGAUGAGGGAGAUGAGACAGCACUGCACCUAUCUCAGAAAGCUGUCUGGAAACAUUAGGACAAGGAUAUCAGAUAUGUCUUUUGUCAGAAACAGUGGCAGUUUAAGUGAAGAGGGUCAUGGCGGGCUACUGUGUCUUCUUCAGAAAAGGCUUGCAGAUGUGAAGGAGAUGUUCCAAGUCAUAUGCUCAAGUUACAGCCUGGCUUUAGGACCGAAUGCUGCUUCUCUGCUGGAGAAUGGGCCCGAGGAGA
Xyrauchen texanus (razorback sucker) is the source of this 1474-nucleotide messenger RNA. RefSeq lists its product as uncharacterized. The transcript is spliced from 10 exons. The record is from RefSeq and is a predicted model, not a curated record. NCBI's taxonomy places the organism in Eukaryota, Metazoa, Chordata, Actinopteri, Cypriniformes, Catostomidae. The coding region runs from base 1 to 972 and encodes 323 amino acids.